UUUUUACUUGGUGUCUGCUGCACAUAAUAUCUCCUAGUAAAAGAGCGUAGCUCAAAGAUGGAAUGGGUCGAUAUUGAAAUUUUAGAGACAGUCGAGCCAUAAGUAGCACAGGCAUUUUUGUAAUCGGCUUAAUCGAGUCUCGAUGUGAUCGUCUCAAUUUCCUCCUCAACGAAGAGAAAGAAUUCUUUUACAAUCUGAUUGAGAAGUGUCGAAAAAAAAAAAAAACCAACAAGAAAUAGAAAUUAUUAAAUCUAAGUUUCUUUGUACCUUAAAAGUGUGUCCGCGGCCUUCGUGAAAGCUAUUCAACUUCUCUUUCAGAGGCCAUCUGCUGCCAACUACUUUCCUUUAUGCCAGUGAGGGCAAAAUGGCGUCUGGGCGGACGGCCUAACAGCGCCAUAAAUAUCAACUCUUUUUUACUUUUGACCAAAUUUUAAAAUAACAUAUCGUUACGUUUAAUCAGAAAUGUGAACAUAUUUUUUUUUUUUUUUUUUUGUAGAGUGCGCUUUGGGGUUUUGAAGUAGAUGUAGUUUAACCUGUUCGACAUUAUCAGCUUUCUGGUCCCUUUCUCAUUCUAAAGAUUUAGUCAAUGUACGUUGUAGCCUAUGCGCUUCGGACUGUCGUUAGGAUGAGUUCGAACCCACACUGCUGCCAUCCCAUGGUUCAUUUCUUAAGCAACGUCUGAAGCUUUGAGAACAAUCCACCUUAGAUAGCCAACCAAGUUUAAGCCGUCAUGAAUACGUCCAUCAGUCUGUAGAUUCUAGAUUAAUUCUCGGAUAUUAUUUUUUAAUUUUAUUAGAUCUAGAGGAAUGCUAUAGGCUAUUAUCUAUAUGUAACUAGGUCUAUGUCUUAUGCGUAUCUAAGCGUUGUUAAUCUAGUGUAGAAUAUUCGUUUUACACAAAUUUCAAACUAGUGUUUAGACACAUGCCAGUGGCAGCUUUUCUUAAAAAAAGAAAAAAUGUGCCAAAAAAAUGCUACAAAAAAAAAAAAUAAAAAAUGGCAACAACACUGAAAAAAAAAAAACACUAUUGACAACAAAAUGGCAGCACGCUUGUCAUCCUAAAAACUCGCCAAGGCAUUUUUGAAGUAUUUUUGAGUUUAUAAAGGUUUACUUUUCGGGGGUUCUCAAGUAUUAAACUAAAGAGGACGUUAAUGUAGUUACUAAGAUGUCCAAUGGGCAGAUGCUUGGAGCUACUGCCAGUGAAGUCCAUGAUGGCUUUUCAUUCACAGAUCCUUCUGGUGGUGACAGUGGACCAACAUCAGGAAACUUUACAUCAUUAUCUCUGUCUCUUGUGCCGGAAGAUGAUCCAAUACUUGUCAACCCAGAUCCUAAAUAUUUUUGCCCUGUACAUGGUGGAUUACUGCGGGAGGCAGUGCAGACAGAAUGUGGCCACAGGCUUUGUCAAGCAUGUGUUGGGCUUUAUUUAGGCUCGGAUAAAAAGAAACGAUGUCCAGCCAAUGAAGAAGAUUGUUCAGAUAUAACUAAAGAAAAUAUACUGCCUGAUCCAGGAUUUCGUAGAGAAAUCAAGCAGCUUGCUGUUUACUGUCCAUUUAAAGGAAAGGGCUGCAAAGUUACUGUCAAGUUUGGUUUGCUAAAUAAUCAUACUAAAGACUGUGAAUACAGAGAUGUUCGAUGUAUUUAUUCUGAUCGGGGCUGCAAUCAAAGCAUAUUGUUUAAAGAUGCAGACACUCAUAAUAAGAUGUGCCCUUGUCGACCAGUUUUUUGUGAGCUGUGCAACCAAGAAUUCAAUGCAUCAGAACAGAAGAAACAUGAAGACUCCAUUUGUCCUGCAGCUUUGAUUGACUGCCCUUUUCUUUGUGGAAUUGAAAACUUGAAGCGGAGUCAGCUUGCAGAUCAUGAAAUGGUAUGUCCAAAGCGGCCUUCAGAAUGCAAGUUCAAAAGUCUUGGAUGUCCAUUUAUGGGUGAUAGUGAAACAAUCAGAGCUCAUGAACAGAAUAUUGAAAGUCAUUUUGAAGUUGUCUGUGAGUUUGCUCUCAAGUCUGAAAUAAACAGAAUGAGAGAAAAAGAAUAUUAUGAGCAAAUGUUAGGAACAUUUAUUAGAAAUUCUGAACAAUUAAGCAAUACUGUCAAGAGCAAUCAUAGAGAUUUAAAAUUGAAAAUGGUUCAGCAAGUUGAAAGACUAAUCAUUCUGGAACAAAAAAAUCAGCAGUAUGAAACAACUAUUGCUGGAUUACGUCAAGAAAUGCAGAAUUUACAGCAGAGUAUUGAACAGCUAAAGGUACUCAUAACUCAAGUUUCAAAUGCAGAGAGACAGGUGGCCAGCCAUGAAAUACGCAUGGCUGAAAUGGAUCUUCGAUUCCAAAUGCUAGAAACAGCCAGCUAUGAUGGGAAACUUUUGUGGAAAAUUCGAGAUUUCAGCCAUAGGAAAAGGGAUGCUGUACAAGGGAGAACUGUAUCAUUGUAUAGUCAGCCUUUCUAUACCGGACGCUUUGGCUAUAAAAUGUGUGCCAGAGUGUACCUGAAUGGUGAUGGCAUCGGCCGUGGGACACACAUGUCAUUGUACUUUGUUGUCAUGAAAGGAGAGUAUGAUGCUUUGUUGUCAUGGCCUUUUCAGCAUCGGGUGAGCCUAAUAUUAAUGGAUCAGUCGCCAGAGAAGAGGCAUCUUAAAGAUGAAUUUUUCCCAGAUCCUAACAGCACUAGUUUCAGACGCCCCAUGGCUGCAGAAAUGAACGUAGCCAGCGGUUGCCCAUUGUUUGUCGCCCACACUGUUUUGGACAAUCCAUCUAACAAUUAUGUUAAAGAUGAUACACUUUUCAUUAAAAUAGCUGUAGAUGUUACAAAUUUAACACCAAUAUGAUGAAAUAGUAUUUCUAGCUAUGCUUACUGUGUAGGCCAAUAGUCAAUCCUAGACCUGGUAAAAGCAUGCAAAUAAAUCUCAUUUUGGAAGGUCAGGAUUUUUUCUCAAACCUGUAGGAAGUUCUUGAGUCGCCUUUGAUCUUGAAAUGGUUCUCUUCUAGCAGUGAGGGAUAAAUUGUGCUGACUACUAGAUCCAUGUCAUGUGUCACAGAAACAGUUAGCUCUGCUUCAUAUGUUCUUGAGCAUCAUAGUCCCUUUACAAACUUGAUGGCUAUACGUUGUUUUUUUUUUCAGUAUUUCAAAUUUAAUGGAGUGGGAUUGCAUUUUAUUUAGUUGCCACACUGUUCCUCAGACUCACUUCCUAUCCAAUUAUGUUGUCUAGUUUUAUUGAAGGGCUCAUCAUUAUGAUGUCAAAUGUUUUUUUUGUUUUACACCCAGUUUUACAUCCAGUAAAAGACAGAUUCUAUCAAAGAGAUAGAAUUAUUUCAUGGAUUUCUUUUUAAGUACUGAAAUUUUCAUGAUGAGAUUGAAGCCUUCUGUAAGAAAUAUCAGGGCUUUCUUCAUACAUCAGAUUGUUUCAGUAUUAUUCUAGCAACUUUGACUUUUUGUUAGCAGGAGCCUAGUUGUGGCUCAAGGAGCCAUGAUCCUGCAAAAUGGAUGUGAUUGAUGAUGAAAAGGGAGGGGGGGGGGGGCCUGGGUAAAAUCUUUCCAUUUGGUAAAGGGUUUCAAGGGCUUUACGCUCUACUCUUUUUGGGUACUCUUCAAAGUUAAGUGAGGUUAGGCUACAACUAGAUCUCAAGCAAGAUGAUAGUGCAAUGAACUUGUAAUAUUUGUUUGUGGGCCUAGAGAGCAAUCUCUUCUGUGUCAGUGAGGUCCUGAUUUGAGAUGUUACUGGGACUCUAUUGAUAGAGCAGGUGAGGUAGAGUUUACUGAUUUAUGUGGCUAUCAGUAGGAGCACAAUGUUCAACUGACUGUAUCCUUCCUUUACUGGUGUUAGGUAACCAUUUGAGUUGAAAGGUCAACAUGAUAUCCUUCAGACUUGAGAAAUAAAUCUUGACCUUCCAUAUUCAGGCUCUUCUGUCAAUUUUGUAUAAGUAACAAAAGCAUGCCUUACCCUUGAAUUAUCAAAUGUAAAGGUGUUUUAGUUUGAGAUAUUCAUUAAACAUUAUUAUAUAUACAUUGUCAUAUUACUCAGCAUGUUAAACAUUCUCAUGUAAUCAUCAAAGGGGAAUUUUUUAACUCUUCCAGACCAUAAUGUUUUUCUCAUUAUGCUAUAACUAUAAUUUUUUUCACACAAUUUUUAUAACAUAUGCCUAUUUAUAAAUGUCAGACUUUUUUUUUCUGUUUGUUAAAACAUAAGACUUGUUAUAAAAAAUUUUUUGGAAAUUGAAUUUACUACAAGAUCAUUUAUACUUCAGUGUUAUAAAUAGUCACUGGAAAAAUAAUUAGGUAAUAUCAGAGAUGAAAAAAAUCAUAUUUGAUUUCUUAUAAAAAUUGAUUAACCCAAGAAAAAAAGAAUAUCCCAACAGUCCUAAUUCAUUAUUAUUGUAUUAAAUAUUAAACUAUCCAAGUAUCUACAGAAAAAAAAAUAAAUGUCGAACUUGAUCAAUAUUUAUACCUGAAGUAAUCCUUUUUUAGCGCCUGGCUGGGGUGAUGCCCCAUUUCGUUUAUUAGAUCUAGGUGUAUCUAAAUGUAGAUCUAUUUCACUAUCAGACUCACAUGAACCUGAAGGCUGAAUAUAGCUUUUAGAGCUUCCAGGACAGUUUUCUAAGUCACUCAUGUCACUAGUAUUCAUAUCUAAAAAUAUCUUUAGAGCUUGAUCAUUAGUAAAACGGCUAGCACACCUAGAGCCAGACAAAGAACAAGAAAGGCUUGUCAGCCAUAAUGCAAACAAAUGAAAAAGUCAUUAGUCACUUAGGCUAAAAAAUAUGAAGAAUAAUAAAAACUGCUUAGAUCCACAAUGUUUCAGAAGGAAAAAAACUUUAAAAAUGACUCCUCUAGCAUUCCCAAAAGCCAUUCAAGUGAUUAAAAAUGUGGAUUAGAAAAGAAAAAGGAGUAAACAGGAAAGAGGUUAUCGGACGCUGGUAGCAUCAUUUCGGCAUCAUAGCUUGAGGGAUUGGAUGCUGACAGUGUCGUUGCGGUUUUGAAGAGUUAAAGUACUAUUGUAAAUGUUUGUCACAGUCUUGGUCCAUUGUUUAGAUUCUUAUGUACAUGUAAAACAUUUUACAGACUAUACCCCAGUGAAUAGCUAAAAGCAGAUAAAUAUUUGAGAAAUAAUCAAGUUUUUAUCUAAAAAAAAACAAACUCCUCAUUUUUUAAAAGUGUCAGAUAUACGGCUAGAUUACUUUGGUCUUCACCUAUCCCUUACUCUGUUAGACUGAAUAGAGUUAAACUCUUUGACUUUGUUUUUUUCUCAAUCAUUUACAUUGAGAUUUACAGCCUAACGGCGUGCUUUCAAUUUAAAAAUAGAUUUGCAAAAUGCUUAGAAUAUAUAAAGAAAAAAUAAUGUAAGACCCCAAAUAAUUUGUUCGCUUUGAGAAGAUAGUUUAAGUAUUGACAUAUUGGUAAAGGUUUUUAAAAAAAAUAUUACCUUAAUAAAAUAGAAUACUUUUCUCGAGUACCAUGUAUCUAAACAAAUCAGAAUAUUGUUUAUGCCUAAAUGUGUUUCUUAGAGUAAAACAGAAACAUUGUCUAAAUGUGUGUGUGACUCACUGAACAGAAAAUUAAGAAUUAUGGCAUUAUAACAUUAGGACUUCAAGAUAAAAGUCUAUUUCAAGUUUUCAUGGUGGAAAAACAAAUUCAGCAGGAUUAAGAUAGUCUUGGUAAAUGUGAAAUACUUUGAAAAGAAAAAAUAUUUUAGAUGAAAAGUAUGUAGUCUCCAUCCAUUCUCUUCUCUUCUUAGUGCGUGUGUCCACUCCUUGUACAUGUCGAUUGCUUAUGAGAAUCUUCUUUUAAAAAUUUUUCUUUUUUCUCUCUUGAUGUUGUGUCACUGUGGGAAUAAAAUGUACAGAUUUUGUUAUUAUGAUGUGUAAUGUUUGAUUUCUUUAAUGCAAUCUAAUCUAAUUACUCGCUUAUGUAAAAAAGAAUAGAAACCUUCAUUAUUAUUAGAGACCUUAGGCGGUAGUGUAAAUAAGUUACAAUGAGAUAGAAACAACAGUUAUUCUUCACUCCAUCAUUUGAAGACUUUGGCAUGAUUGUCUAAAUGGGUUGGCUCAUUGGGAUUGUCAUUUUUCCACGCUUCUCAUCUUUUCCCCCAAAUGUUUAAUGUACCAGUUUCAUGCUUCAUACUUAGAUAAUGCAUCAACAAAUAUUACAUCAUGUAAUCAGUCAGUUAGAUCAUGUUUCAAAGUCUUGAACAGUAAACUGGAUUGAAUUUCAAAGUCAAUAGUGUAACAUGUAAAAAUCAACAUUCAAGUUUCUUUAUGUACUCAAAAACUUAAGAAGUGACCCCUAAGUUCAAGAUAUUGUAGUUUGGUGAUUGGCAGAGGGGAUCUUGCUUAAAAUGUAUAUUUAAAAAUAUUGUAUAUUGCGAUUGUCACAAAAAUGUAAUUUAUGUUCUGUUUGUUUUCAUUUACUUGAUUGAUUUCAAUGAGUAUAGAUGUGUAUUUUAUUUUUGUUCAAAAAGGAAAAAAAUACAUGGUAUGUGUUAAAAUAAACAUUAUUAUGAAAGAUU
Biomphalaria glabrata is the source of this 6488-nucleotide messenger RNA. Its product is annotated as TNF receptor-associated factor 3-like. Gene Ontology annotation, cellular component: plasma membrane signaling receptor complex. Gene Ontology annotation, biological process: tumor necrosis factor-mediated signaling pathway; positive regulation of JNK cascade; regulation of apoptotic process. The record is from RefSeq and is a predicted model, not a curated record. Gene Ontology annotation, molecular function: protein binding; zinc ion binding. The transcript is spliced from 13 exons. Bases 1164 to 2816 code for a protein of 550 amino acids. Lineage: Eukaryota; Metazoa; Mollusca; Gastropoda; Planorbidae.